Molecule: messenger RNA, 4861 nt
Organism: Drosophila persimilis
Lineage: Eukaryota; Metazoa; Arthropoda; Insecta; Diptera; Drosophilidae
Gene: Nrx-IV
Product: neurexin-4
Exons: 12
Coding region: 315-4169 (1284 amino acids)
Source: RefSeq, a predicted model, not a curated record
CCGCAGCGUUAAUUAUUUCUAAUUCAAACGAAGCACCUUCUCAAAGAGGGCGUGAGUAGUAGGAGCUGCAGAGCAACAGUCAUAUCGAAAUACAAUUGUGAACAUCUAAAAGACAACGUUUCAAGAAAUUGCUAGCGUAGAAGUUGACAUCGCGGACGCGUUUCCAGUGCCCAGCCCCAGCCCCCUGUGUCUUUGGGACUGCCAGCGCAGUGCAUUUGGCUGCAGUAAAUUCGUGAAGCAUUGCACUGAAUACGGAAAACGGAUAUAAAUGUGUUUGUAAAUCGGAUCCAGUGAUUUCCCACCACAGAGCCAGAAUGAGGCAGCCCAAGUCCUCCUCCACAGAAGCGUCGUUCUUUUCGAUUCAGUUGUGCCUAUGCCUCCUCCUGCUGGCCAACAACAGCCUGAGAGCUGUGCAAGCAGAUGCCUUCACCGAUUACUUCUCCGACUAUGAAUGCAAUCAGCCGCUGAUGGAGAGGGCAGUGCUCACGGCCACUUCAUCGCUCGGUGAGCGGGGGCCAGAGAAGGCGCGAUUGAAUGGGAACGCUGCUUGGACACCAGUUGAGAAUACCUAUAACCACUUUCUAACACUCGAUCUGGGAGAGGCGAGCAUGGUGCGCAAAAUCGCCACCAUGGGACGCAUGCACACGGACGAGUUUGUGACGGAGUACAUUGUCCAGUACUCGGACGAUGGCGAGUUCUGGCGUUCGUAUGUGAAUCCCACAAGCGAGCCGCAGAUGUUCAAGGGCAAUUCCGAUGGCAAUUCCAUACACUACAACGUCUUCGAGGUGCCCAUCAUUGCCCAGUGGGUGAGGAUAAAUCCCACCCGCUGGCACGAUCGCAUAUCCAUGCGCACGGAGCUCUACGGCUGCGACUACAUCUCGGAGAACCUGUACUUCAAUGGCACAGGUCUCGUGCGCUAUGAUCUGCGCCGCGAUCCCAUCGCCUCGACGCGCGAGUCGAUUCGGUUCCGCUUCAAGACGGCCUUCGCCAACGGCGUGAUGAUGUACUCGCGCGGCACCCAGGGCGACUAUUAUGGCCUGCAGCUGAAGGACAACAAAAUGGUGCUGAAUCUGGACCUGGGAUCGGGCCUGAUGACCUCUCUGUCGGUGGGCAGCCUGCUGGACGACAAUGUGUGGCACGAUGUCGUGAUUUCGCGCAACCAGCGGGACAUCAUCUUCUCGGUGGACCGCGUCAUAGUGCGCGGCCGCAUCAAGGGCGAGUUCAGUCGCCUGAAUCUCAACCGGGAGCUGUAUCUGGGCGGCGUGCCCAACAUCCAGGAGGGUCUCAUCGUCCAGCAGAACUUCUCUGGAUGCUUCGAGAACAUCUACUUCAAUUCGACAAACUUCAUUCGGGGCAUGAAGGACAGCUACGAGCUGGGCGAGGCCUAUCUCUACCACAAGGUGAACACAAUCUACGCGUGCCCCGCGCCGCCGAUCUAUCCGGUGACCUUCACCACCCGCGGCUCCUUUGUGCGGCUCAAGGGCUACGAGAACUCGCAGCGUCUCAACGUUUCGUUCUACUUCCGCACAUACGAGGAGAGCGGCGUUAUGCUCCACCACGACUUCUACUCCGGAGGCUACAUCAAGGUCUUCCUCGAGUUCGGAAAGGUCAAGAUCGAUCUGAUGGCCAAGGACAGGCCCCGCAUCAUCCUCGACAACUACGACGAUCAGUUCAACGACGGCAAGUGGCACUCCUUUGUGCUCUCGAUCGAGCGGAAUCGCCUCAUCCUGAACAUUGAUCAGCGGCCGAUGACCACGACCAAGAACCUGCAGAUAGCCACUGGCGCGCUCUACUACAUAGCGGGUGGCAAGGAGAAGAACGGCUUUGUGGGCUGCAUGCGGCUCAUUUCGGUGGACGGCAACUACAAAUUGCCCCAGGACUGGGUUCAAGGAGAGGAGGUUUGUUGCGGCGACGAAGUUGUAGUCGAUGCCUGCCAAAUGAUUGAUCGCUGCAACCCGAAUCCGUGCCAGCACAAGGGUGUGUGCCACCAGAAUUCCAUGGAGUUUUUCUGCGACUGCGCCCACACGGGAUACGCGGGAGCCGUUUGUCAUACUUCGAACAAUCCAUUGUCCUGUCUGGCGCUCAAGAAUGUCCAACAUGUGCAGCAGCGGGUGAACCUCAAUCUAGAUGUGGAUGGCAGUGGUCCCCUGGAGCCCUUCCCCGUCACCUGCGAGUUCUAUUCGGAUGGUCGCGUCAUCACCACGCUGAGCCACAGUCAAGAGCACACCACCACAGUGGAUGGCUUCCAGGAGCCGGGCUCCUUCGAGCAAUCCAUUAUGUACGAUGCCAAUCUACUGCAGAUCGAGGCCCUGCUGAACCGCUCUCACAGCUGCUGGCAGCGUCUGAGCUACUCCUGCCGCUCCUCGCGACUCUUCAACUCCCCCUCUGAAGCUGGAAACUUCCGUCCGUUCUCUUGGUGGCUAUCGCGCCACAAUCAACCCAUGGACUACUGGGCUGGCGCGUUGCCAGGGUCGCGUAAGUGCGAGUGCGGCAUACUGGGAAAGUGCCACGACCCCACCAAGUGGUGCAACUGUGACUCCAACUCCCUGGAGUGGAUGGAGGAUGGCGGCGACAUACGCGAGAAGGAAUAUCUGCCAGUGCGGGCGGUGAAGUUCGGCGACACGGGCACCCCUCUGGACGAGAAACAGGGUCGCUAUACGCUCGGACCGCUGCGCUGCGAGGGCGACGAUCUGUUCAGCAAUGUGGUGACCUUCCGCAUUUCCGACGCCUCCAUUAACCUGCCACCCUUCGACAUGGGCCACUCUGGCGACAUUUACCUGGAGUUCCGCACCACGCAGGAGAACUCGGUUCUCUUCCACGCCACUGGCCCCACGGACUACAUCAAACUGAGUCUGAUCGGCGGCAACAAGCUGCAGUUCCAGUACCAGGCGGGCAGCGGGCCCCUCGGUGUGAAUGUCGGGACCAGCUAUCACCUAAACGACAACAACUGGCACACGGUGAGUGUGGAGCGCAACAGAAAGGAGGCUCGUCUGGUGGUGGACGGAUCCAUAAAGGCGGAGGUUCGUGAACCGCCGGGCCCAGUGCGCGCCCUUCAUCUGACCUCCGAUCUGGUCAUUGGAGCCACCACAGAGUAUCGAGAUGGGUAUGUGGGCUGCAUCCGCGCCCUGCUGCUCAACGGAAAGAUGGUGGACCUCAAGGAGCACUCCAAGCGGGGACUGUAUGGCAUCAGCUCUGGGUGUGUGGGUCGCUGUGAGUCGAGUCCAUGUCUCAACAAUGGCACCUGCAUCGAGCGCUACGAUGGCUACAGCUGCGACUGCCGUUGGAGCGCAUUCAAAGGACCCAUUUGCGCAGAUGAGAUUGGUGUCAACCUGCGUUCCAGCUCGAUCAUUCGCUACGAGUUCGAGGGCUCCUUCCGCUCCAGUAUUGCGGAGAACAUUCGCGUUGGCUUCACAACGACCAUUCCCAAAGGCUUCCUGCUGGGAUUCUCCUCAAAUUUGACUGGCGAAUAUUUGACCAUACAGAUUUCCAAUUCCGGUCACUUGCGCUGCGUCUUUGACUUUGGCUUCGAGCGGCAGGAGAUCAUCUUCCCCAAGAAGCACUUUGGGCUGGGCCAGUACCACGACAUGCGCUUCAUGCGCAAGAAUGGCGGAUCCACAGUGGUCCUGCAGGUGGACAACUACGAGCCCGUGGAGUACCACUUCGACAUCAAAGCCUCGGCCGAUGCCCAGUUCAACAACAUCCAGUACAUGUACAUUGGCAAGAACGAGUCCAUGACCGAUGGCUUCGUCGGCUGUGUCUCCCGAGUGCAGUUCGAUGACAUUUAUCCGCUCAAGCUGAUGUUCCAGCAGAAUCCACCGAAAAAUGUCAGGUCCAUGGGCACACAACUGACUGAAGACUUUUGCGGCGUUGAGCCAGUGACGCAUCCGCCCAUCGAAAUCGAGACCCGACCACCACCUCUGGUUGAUGAGGAAAAGCUGCGCAAGGCCUACAAUGAGGUGAACUCUGUGCUGCUGGCAUGUCUGCUCGUGAUUCUGUUCCUGUUGCUGAUACUCAUGUUCUUCCUCAUCGGCCGGUAUCUGCACCGCCACAAGGGCGACUAUUUGACGCACGAGGAUCAUGGAGCCGAUGGCGCCGACGAUCCCGAUGACGCAGUCCUCCACUCGACCACUGGCCACCAAGUCAGAAAGCGAACAGAGAUCUUCAUCUAAUCCAGUCGCAAGAAUACACACAAAUACAUUAUUAUUAUUUUUUUUUUUCAAAUCGCCUUAGACAAGCAGAAGACUCACCAAAAAGAAAAGAUAUAAAGAUCGUAAUGAAAAAUCAAAGGAAUACGCGGAGAAUUCUCGCCGAAAACUGGAUUGAGACUUUUCCACGCACUGCCAGUUUUGUAUUUGAUUUGUAUUUUGUUUGCAGCCGGUUAUUUAUGUUUUAUUCUUCGGUUGUUUGACGGCACCUUACCCUUACCCUUACACCACUCUCACUUUUGGAACACUCUCAAUAGUCAGAAAACCGUCCAUUUUUUUUAGUUAAUUUUAUGAACACAUUUUUGUUUGCGAAAUUAAGUUUAAAACUUGUAUUUUAAGUUUACCGAAACCAGCCACUUUUUGAUAGUAUGACGAGUAUGGCGAGUAUACAUACAUACAUAUAAAGAUGAACAUUCCAUUACUUUUAAUAUGUUUUGUUCUAAUGUAUAAUUAAAUAUGUCUUCUAAUUUACACACAAAAGAACACGUGAAUCGAAUCGUUUUGUGGCUAAACAAAUCAGCUACUUUAAAAAAAAAAAAAUCGAAAGGCAAAUUGUAUUUUUGGAAAAUGCAGUUUAAACGUCUUAAACUUUGAAUUUGCAAAAAUCUAGAUUAUAGAACUAUAUUAUAUACAUAAAAAAAAAACAAAAACAAAAA